AUGAUUGGAGGCAAGUCUCUCGGUGUUCCAACUGAGAUCGAUUCAGAACUGUUCUUCUGCACACCAGAAGACGCCUCGGCUCACAUUGGGUUUGAGCUUAUGUUCCCCUUCGAUCCAAGCAAUGAGGACCGUGGAUUUGGAGUCUGCCACGAACUUGAUACCAGCACUGGAAGGUCGGCGCCCGCGACCUCACUGAAGCUGAAGGUGAAAAUGCCCAGAGGACAUUAUCGGAUCACUUUCAAGGAUAUAAAUUCUAUGCCUAGCCUCAAAAACCGCUUUCCUCAGCAGAAACCCAUAACGGCUGUCGUGAUAACUCUUCAUGAGGGACAUAGUGUCACUGUUGACGGCUAUGGAAACCCCUUUUCCAAUCCUGAACAUCCAUGCGACGGAUGGCUUAACCAAGAUUUGCCUAUCGAACAAGGAAUCGUUCUCGCUGAGAUUUUUAAAUUGCACCAGUUUCACGUUGUCAUUCUCUCCGAAAUCGUUGACGCAAAGAAGUGUUUCGGUAGGCAACUCCCAAAGGCAUUUUCGUAUCCGUACGGCAACAACCAUUCAUGGCAACCAAACACCUACAAGGACAUCUCGUAUGGCAUCCAAAGAAGUCUUCCAUUCGCAAGAGCGCUCAACUUUGGAGACGAUGAUAGCCGACUUGCUGUUCUCACUCAGUCUGUCGUCCAGGACACCUUGUGGCUGGCCCUUGCCGCAGCCAAAAUCUUCGCAACCAAGUUCUCGGCCUAUUUCGUACCGUUGAAGAAGCGAAGUGAGACCGACACCACUUAUGACACUUAUUAUGCUGUGAUACAGCUUACAGGAGAAUUCCGACACCAGUACAAGAAAGAAUGGGAUCAACUGACAAAUUGUGAAUCUUUCAAAUUGGCUUUCCUCAGGCCAACCGACACAUUUGGCCCCCCACGGCUUUCAAGAGAAGGGUCGUGGUAUAAAUUGGCCAAAGAAUGCUGGGAUGCCAGACUUGUGCAGAAUGCCAAAGGCCAGGCAGCCUUGGUGCCACAUCUUCAGCAGUGGGUGCCCGUCUUACUAUUGGAGAUACGCCGAGGCAAGUCAGUUAUGCAGUUGCCUACUUUCCCCGAUUGGAACACGGCCAUCAACUUCAAGGGCAAGGAUCCUCAGAGCUGGUCUACAGUCUCACUCUUGUUUGAUCCGCAGUUGAAAGAGUGUGAGCGAAAGGUCAAUGCUGUUUGCCAAUUUGCUCAGGACGCUAAACCAAGCCAUGACCUCGCUGCGAAUGAGACUUCGGCUAUCAGCCUGGAAAGGCGGAUGGAGCUUCAUAGGGCUCUUCAGCGUGGACGGGGAUUCCAUCCGUCCUCAGGAAGCCGCCAAAGCGCAAGCACCGAUGAUGUGAUUGCGUCCAUGGGCCAACUUGAAAUCGAUGAGAAUCACGCCACAGGGCCACUCAUUCCCGUGGUGAAUCUUCUGAAUGGAGUUAAACCGAAGUACUUGGAAGCUCUGUUACAGAAGUUUCUCGAAAAUGAUCGAGGACGCAUCAGGGAGUAUUUGAGAAACCGUCCAUUGGGGUUCGGAGUAAUCACUGCGGGCCCAGGAUUUGGGAAAACCACCGGGCUGGCGGUCGCCACGCUUCUGAUGAGAGCCUCUCAGGGCAGAAUAUUUGGAAGCGCGCCGUCCAACGUUGCCAUAGACAACUUCGCUGAGCGCCUUUCGAGGAUCGACGACGAGGGAAUCAAGCAGGCCAACAAAGGCAGAGCUUCAUCUGCCACCCAAAGAAUACGCCGCAUCCUGAUUAUACGAGGCUAUGCCAUUCCCGACGAGAUCGCUGCGUUCCGAAUGUUAGUGGAGAGUCCCAAGAAGGGUGACAAUGCCGCACCAAAGAGGGAGUGGAGGCCCAAGUCAAGGUGGAAGCUUGAUUUAUCCGCAGCGUACUGGCUAUUGAUGGUUUUGAGAUCUUCUGCCGUACGCCAACUUGAUAGUGACGACAGCUUGGUCUUGCACGAUAUGCAGAAAGUCUACGAUGGCCAAAAGAGUCUUGGCCCCCUCCGGGAUAUCAUAGAGGGCAAGAGACGUUGGAACGAUCUUGGUGAUGAAAAAUUUGGGCCCGAGGCGAUUGGGGAGAUGCCACAGCACCUCAUCGAAAAGGCAGACAUUCUCCUGACCACUCCAGCCAAAUCCCAAUACUCUAGCUACCUCGCGUGGAAAAAGACGGCUCAUGGAGUAGCGAUCGACGAGGCCGCAAACAUGACAAGGCCUGAUCUCGAUUGUGUAUGGGGAAACGUCUUGCUUCGGUGCUUUCUAGCUGGUGACGAGCAUCAGCUUCGACCUACGGUAAAGACGGAGCAGGAAAGGGACAGAAGUGGAAAAUACUUUAAUCGACACCAUGCCGAUGGAAUCGUUUCGCCCCUUGAGUUUUUCAAGAUGAAUGGAUGGCCUGUCCUCCGCCUACGUUUUGAUAUCUGCCACCGCGAGCUAUAUUCCGACCUUCCCUUUGAAUAUGCCCCGCGCUGUCGCAUUAUCACGCCUGCCCAUCGAGUUGGGGGCCAGCUAGAGGACUACACCACUCGUAGGUUCCCGGAGCUGAGACCACCUUCUCAAGGCACGCUAUCGCCCAUUUUCAUCCACUGCCGUGGCUCGGGGCGCGAGAGACCCAAGGGGAGAUACGCCAUGUCAAGUCAGAAUACCGAUCAGAAUACAGCCGCCCUCCAAUUCCUAGUUGGUUUCGUGAAAGCGAGCCAAACCAACCCUGCGCGCAUCUGCCUUAUUACUCCCUACAAAGCGAAUGUCCAUGCGAUUGAGAAAAUGCGAAAGAGCAGCGACUAUGAAGUCCUCACCGGUUUGCCACCAGCCGCGACCGUAGACUCGUUUCAAGGCCGGGAAGGGGAUGUCGUCUUGGCUAUCAUGGUCUCUACGGAGAAGUCUGGGCCAGGGUUUAUGAGGUGCGAGAACCGGUUGAAUGUUCUGUUAUCCCGUCAUCGAAGCGCACUCGUGAUUGUCGGCGAUAUCAAUGCUGCCGGAGCUCUAGUUGAUGACAGCAACGGAAGGAUGAAGGUAGAGCAAAGCCCACCAAGCAACAACGGAAUGUUGAGCAAUGUGUGUUCAGGACUCGUAAAGGAGGGUCGAGUUGUAGUUGUUGAAUGUAACAAGUAG
Clonostachys byssicola is the source of this 3114-nucleotide messenger RNA. The record is from the annotation of a GenBank genome assembly. Lineage: Eukaryota; Fungi; Ascomycota; Sordariomycetes; Hypocreales; Bionectriaceae.